AUAUAUCACUAUCAAUGGGAUGAUGUGGAUUGCUAGUAAGCGACACACUUACAACUAAUCGCGGUACUGGCCCCGUCACCAUGCCACCCAAGCAAACCAUUGAAGCCCAAAAUGCUGCUCCAGCAUCCGGUCCCUACUCCCAAGCCAUCAAGGUUCCACCAUUGAUCUUCACCAGCGGUCAGCUUCCCGCGGAUGAGUCUGGAAAUAUCGACUUGAGCUUAUCGGUGGCAUUGCAAACGGAGCGGUGCAUCCGCAAUAUUGCUGCAAUCUUAGAAGCAGGAGGUUCGAGUCUAGACAUUGCGAUCAAAACAACAGUGUUCCUAACGGACAUGAGCAACUUUGCAGAGGUCAAUAAUGUAUAUGAGAAGUAUUUCACUUCUCUUCCUGCACGUAGCUGCGUCGCGGUGAAGGAACUACCAAAGAGGGUCCCUGUUGAGAUCGAGUGUAUUGCUAUGGUUAGCUAGCAGAGUCAGUGAUCACAAGAAGGCGAUUGGUAGCGCGCUAAUAUAUUUGCGUCGGCCCACGUCUUUGUACGCAUACUGAAGUGAGCUUCUACUCCAACCAUUUAAUUUGUGGUCGUUCAUGUUACAGUGCGCUGCUCUUAAUGGCUC
Messenger RNA from Aaosphaeria arxii CBS 175.79, 611 nucleotides. RefSeq names its product YjgF-like protein. The record is from RefSeq and is a predicted model, not a curated record. The transcript has 3 exons. Bases 81 to 464 code for a protein of 127 amino acids. Lineage: Eukaryota; Fungi; Ascomycota; Dothideomycetes; Pleosporales. Gene Ontology annotation, molecular function: deaminase activity. Gene Ontology annotation, cellular component: cytosol; mitochondrion.